Molecule: messenger RNA, 4974 nt
Organism: Closterium sp. Yama58-4
Lineage: Eukaryota; Viridiplantae; Streptophyta; Zygnematophyceae; Desmidiales; Closteriaceae
Source: the annotation of a GenBank genome assembly
AUGGAGGUGGGGAAUCAUCGCUACUCUGCCCGUCCCAUCGCAUGCACUGUGCGGGCGGACUCGUUCUCUCACACGCCCCUCGGUCGUCAUCGCAUCGCCCCAUUCGUCCUUGCCGCCCACUUUCCUUCCCUGCAGGCGUGCUUCCGGGAAAAGGACGUGCUGAACCACCGCUACUUCGCCAGGCGGGCGCUGUACCUCGCCACGCUGGCACGCCACCUGGCGGCGUGCGAUUGGGUGGCGGCAGUGGAGUGGAGCACUCUGAGGGAUGACGUGUGCAAGCCCAUCCUCCUUGUCGUCCCUCGGGCGUGCAAGAGCUGGUCUUUUCGCCUGCUGACCUGCCUGCCCCCCGCCACCUUCCCCGCCCGCAAGCUCGCCCCCGCACGCAACAACGUGCGCCAAGCCGCGUCUGCAGGAGGCGAGCUGCUGGCAACGCCGCACUACAACAUGGGUGUGCUGGAGGAUGCGGUACACACGGCCGCCCAUCACCUCGUCUCGCAUGCCAUGGGGCUCGUGCCCGCCCUGCCCCAUGCGCUCGUGCUGCUCAAGGUCUGGGCUCGCCAGCGCUACGGCACCAAGCGCCACGUGGCGCCUGCUGAUUGGCUGAACGGCUUCCAGCUGUCCCUGCUGGCAGCACACCUGGCAUCGCCCCACAACCCCCACCGCCGCAUCAUGCCUGCCAUGUCAGCAUUCCAGAUCUUCCGAUGUGUCAUCGAUGCCAUGGGCAACUCGGAUCUCCUCCAGCAGCCCAUCUUCCUCGUCGCCCCUGAUGGUUCCCCCAACGCGCUCCAGGCCAAUGCUCAGGCGCGCAGGGACAUGCAGAGGGCGUUCGACUGGCUGCUCUGCGACCCCUCAGGCACCGUCAACUUCGCCUCCCGCGUCUCCAAGUCCGCCCUCCACCAGAUUCGUCUAGACGCCCAGCACACAUACAGUGUGAUCAAGUCAGGGGGAGCACCCGCGGCAUGCCUGCCGGGGCAGGCAGUGCUGCUGGCCUUCAUGCAGCCCUGUGGCCUGCCCGACCGAUUCGAUCUAAUUGCCACAGUACACGACACGCUACCUGCAACGCCCAAAGCAGCGCUACUGCUGGACGAGCCGCCUCACCGGCGCAGGGAGGGGGCGGCAGGGAGCGUGGUGGCGAGGGGCAUGGGGGAGAGGGCCACAGCUGUGCGGGUGCACCCCAGGGAGGUGCCUUCUGGCUGGCGCCUGGAGCAGGGCCUGCCAGCACUGGACAGUGCGUCGGUGCUGAUCGGAGUCUCACUGGCGUCGCCCGAUACCGCUCUGCGCCUCGUUGACAAGGGCCCCAGCGCUGACAACAAGGCCGAGGCGCUCAAGUUCCGCACCUUCUGGGGGCCCAAGGCGGAGCUGAGGCGCUGGAAGGACGGCACCAUCACUGAGGCCGUUGCAUGGGAAGCCCCUCCCACGGAGCGCCACCUCAUCCCGGCACGCCUCAUCAGCUUCGCCCUGCAGCGCCACCUGGGGGUGGAUGAGGGCGCUGUGAGGGUGGCUGCAGGGCAGCUGGACUUUGCACUGCAGGUGGCGGGCAAGGACCCAGCAUCAUCAGCACCAGCGCUGAGCACAGCCUUUGAGCGCCUGGCCUCGCUGCUGCGCCAUCUGCCUGACCUGCCACUCUCCGUUGUCGCCCUGCACUCCCUCUCCCCCGGUGGGUGCACUCCCUCUCCCCUGCUACUUGGCGAGUGCUGCGUUGGACCGGUGGUGAUCCGUCGGUCUGCUGGAGAAGCUUCCAGUCAUGGCCCACAUGUGACUAGCCUCGCUGCUUCCUCUCCCCUUUCACUCCACCCUCCUCCCUCACCCCCCGCCCUCUCCCCCUCCGCCCUCUCCCCCUCCGCCCUCUCCCCCUCCGCCCUCUCCCCCUCCGCCCUCUCCCCCUCCGCCCUCUCCCCCUCCGCCCUCUCCCCACUCCGCCCUCCCCCUCCGUCCCAAUCCGCCCUCUCCCUUCCCCCCCCGCCGCCCCAGCUGGAGGCGUCCAGCAAGUGGCCCGAUGAUCCCAAGGCUCUCUUCCUCACACGCCACGCCUUCUGCCUGCAGAUCGCCAGCAGGUGGGGUGAGAUGAGCCCGGUGGAGGCAGUGAGAGGGGUUGAGAGCGGUUGUGGAUGUGAUGGUCGCUGGUCCUCAUGUAUGUGCCCUCAUGUGACGUGUCUUGCUCAUGUGACGUGGCUUGCUCAUGUGACGUGGCUUGCUCAUGUGACGUGGCUUGCUCAUGUGACGUGUCUUGCUCAUGUGACGUGUCUUGCUCAUGUGACGUGUCUUGCUCAUGUGACGUGGCUUGCUCAUGUGACGUGUCUUGCUCAUGUGACGUGUCUUGCUCAUGUGACGUGUCUUGCUCAUGUGCUGUGUCUUGCUCAUGUGACAUGUCUUGCUCAUUUGACAUGUCUUGCUCAUGUGACGUGUCUUGCUCCUGUGACGUGUCUUGCUCAUGUGACGUGUCUUGCUCAUGUGACGUGUCUUGCUCAUGUGCUGUGUCUUGCUCAUGUGACAUGUCUUGCUCAUGUGACAUGUCUUGCUCAUGUGACGUGUCUUGCUCAUGUGACGGGUCUUGCUCAUGUGCCGUGUCUUGCUCAUGUGCCGUGUCUUGCUCAUGUGACGUGUCUUGCUCAUGUGACGGGUCUUGCUCAUGUGACAUGCCUUGCUCAUGCUCCUCACUCCUCUCCUUCCGACUGGCGAAGAGCAAUGCGCCCUCCUCCUCCUCCUCGCACUCGCCAUCUGCAGGAGGCACACGGGGUGGCGGUGGAGGCAGCACGGGGAGCAGUGGAUGUGAUGAUUGAUGGCUUCGCCUUCCGCCUCGUGCUGCUGCAUGACUAUGCAGGAGGAGGUAGCAGUGGAGCUGCUCAUGGCACCCACCCUCACCGCCCCCAACCAAUUUCCCUCCCCUCCUACUCCUUCCUUCCCUCUUCCGUCUUUCAUUUGAAUGCUCAUGCCAGGCUAGCCAAGCAGUGGGUGGCGGCUCACCUCCUCUCAUCGCACCUUAAGGAGGAGGCAGUUGAGCUGUUGGCUAGCCAAGCGGUGGGUGGCGGCUCACCUCCUCUCAUCGCAGCUGAAGAAGCUGCUGGUGCCGCACACCCUCGCCUCACCACUCCCAUCCCUCCUUUCCCUACCUCUCCGUACCCUCCGCCCAUGCAUGCAUGCCAGGCUAGCCAAGCAGUAGCUGGCGGCUCACCUCCUCUCAUCGCAGAUGGAGGAGGAGGCGGUGGAGCUGCUGGUGCCGCACACCCUCGUUGCCUCCAACCCCUCCUCUAUCCUUCCUCUCCUCCCUCUUUGCCCAUGCAUGCCAGGCUAGCCAAGCGGCAGUGGGUGGCGGCACAUCUCUUCUCAUCGCAGCUGAAAGAAGAGGCUGUGGAGCUGCCGGUGCCACACACCCUCACUGCUCCGAUCCCUCCUUUCCCUACCUCUCCGUACCCUCCGCCCAUGCAUGCAUGCCAGGCUAGCCAAGCGGUGGGUGGCGGUUUACCUCUUUUCAUCGCACCUCAACGAGGAGGCGGUGGAGCUGCUGGUGGCUCACACCCUCACCACCUCCACUCCCUCUUUUUUCUCUACCUCCCCUUGCCCCCCCCUUAUACGCCGUCCCUCCUCCCUCGUACACAGGCUCGCCAAGCGGUGGGUUGCAGCUCACUUGCUCGCAAAGCGGUGGGUGGCAGCGCAUUUGUUCUCAUCGCACCUCAAGGAGGAGACAGUGGAGCUGCUGGUCGCUCACACGCUCACCGCUCCCACUCCCCUCUCUCUUACUCUCUUCCUCACGCCAGGCUAGCCAAGCGAUGGGUGGCAAGCCAUCUCUUUUCAUCCCAUCUGAAGGAGGCGGCGGUGGAGCUGCUGGUGGCCCACACCCUCGUUGCUCCCAACCCCCUGCUGCUGCCUGCCCCCAAGUCACGACUCGCUGGCCUCCUCAGGUUCUUCCGUCUCGUGGCGUCAUACGAUUGGCUGUCGCAGCCGCUCAUAGUGGACGUGAACAGUGCCUUCUCUCCUGAGGACGUGCAGCAGAUUCAGGCUCGUUUUGACGAGCGCCUGCCACCCCACAGGGACACCCUGGGCAGCUCAGCUCGCAGCGUGGCAAAGCGGCUCAAGCAGAGCGCAGCAGAGGGGGGAAAGGAGGGCGAGGGGGAGAAGGAGCGGCGCCCUGCCAUGUGCAUCGCCACGCCGUACGAUCGCGACGGCGCCAUGUGGACGCAUCUCGGACCGUCCGUUGAGGCUCUGGAGCGGCUAUGCGCCUUUGCCCAGAGCGCGGCUCAAGUGUUGGAACAGCUGAUUACAGGGGAUGGGGAGGAGGGGAAUGAGGGAGAGAAAACGAAAGGGGCAAAGGGGAAGGAUGUAGGCAGUGAGAAGCACAGGGCGGUGCAGUGGAAGUCACUCUUCUUGUCACCGCUCUCCACUGCAUUCGACCUCAUCAUUCGCCUACAGCCUGCGUCCCUCCCUCACCAUCAACGCGUGCUCUUCCCUGCCCCCAAGGCCCUCACCACCACCAGGGGCUGGGUACAAGUGCCCUCCUCCCUCGCUCCUACCGACCCCUCUUCCUCCACCGCCCUCGCCCCCUCUCUCCACCGCCUCUCCUCUGCCGGUCCCCCGCUGCUCAUCGGCUUCAAUCCCACGGCUCUGCUGCUCACACACUUGCAGGAACGGUUUGGAUCAAUUCUCACGUUCUGGUAUGACGGCCUGUGUGGGAGCGAGGUGAUCGGUGCCACGUGGCGCAUUCCCAUUGGUGCAACUGCUGACGGCGGUGCCGCUGCCCCAUGCCUUCCCCGACGGGCCCAGCAAGCCCACCUGCUGCCGUGCUCCCUGCAGUCCGAGCGAGAGCCCUGCAACGUCUAUGCCUUCUCCCCCGCCACCCUCCCCUCUCACCAGCUGCUCUCCUCCCCUGCUUUCCCCACCCACCAGCUGCCAUGCGGAGUGGUGAAUGUUGCUGCCAUCAUCGAUGACAUCAGCAUCAUGGGUGCUGGCCUAGUGGCGUCUGUGCAUGUGCGCCAAUAA